CCAAAACCAACUUUCCUCACACACACACACAUCAAUGACCGGUUCAAAGCACUAUGACACUCCAAAGAAAGCCCGGCUUCGAGGGGCACAUGCAUUUCUCAAGGCAAACGGCAUUCCUUUUCAAAAGUCUGAUCUUUUUGAAUUUUUCCAAUUUUCUAGACGGUCAGGAAAUCGGAUCCUAAAUGCAGCCUCCGAUCGCAUGCGUCACAAUCAGCCGGACCAGCCCGAAACUCGCGGACGCCCGAAAAAGCGCUCAGACGAUGACCUCGAUCAGCUGGAACAGAUGUACGAAGACGAAGGCUUUGAGGCAAAGAGGCUCUCUUGGUCUGCUGCAGUCACGGAAGCUGGUAUUGAGACAGAUAUAGCAACUCAAACGAUCCGACGGGCAGCUCAUACGAGAUAGCUAUUCAAGCGGAUUGCCGCACAAGCUGAAUAUGCCAAUGCAGCCGAAAUGACACGCCCGCAGGCUUUCGCAGAGAAAGCUCUAGCCCAUCGACCAGAGCCAGAAGACUGGGCUAACGUCUAUUUCUCUGAUGAGUGCCAUUUCGGCUAUGGCGACGAGCGCCCUGCUCUAAUUGCCCGGAAGCCCGGUACCCGUACGGAUCCUUCUAAUCUCCAAGAGACGAAGCUGCCAGCUGACCGGGAUCUCAAAUGCUUACACGCUUGGGCUGCAAUCGGCUUGGGGUUUAAGAGCCCGUUGGUCUGGUACGAGAUUCCUUCCAAUUCGAAUGGUAAGAUGACUCAAGAGAUUUAUAUUAAAGAGAUCUUAAAGCCUUACGUAUGCAAGUGGCUAGAUAAAGAUCAUACCUUCGUCUUGGAAGAAGACAGCAAUAGCAGCCACGGGCCUAGUCAAUCCAAUCCCGUACGGACUUAGAAGGAAAAGGCCGGACUUUCUUUCUUCUUCAACUGCCCCCGUAGCCCGGAUCUAUCGCCAAUUGAGAACUGCUAGAAGGUUCCAAAGCAAUACAUCCGUCAGUAUCCACACUGGGAUACUGAUACCUUAAAGGAACUUGCAGAGGAAGGCUGGAGGCAAUUAAAACAGCCAACUAUUGAUAAAUGGAUUAAAUCAAUGCCGCAACGGCUACGAGAUGUAAUUAAAUUAGAGGGAAAACGAACAAGCUGGUAGAUGCAGUCUUGGUGGGCCAUUUUUUUUGACCCCCACUUGCCC
Molecule: messenger RNA, 1168 nt
Organism: Ilyonectria robusta
Lineage: Eukaryota; Fungi; Ascomycota; Sordariomycetes; Hypocreales; Nectriaceae
Exons: 1
Coding region: 452-874 (140 amino acids)
Molecular function (GO): nucleic acid binding
Source: RefSeq, a predicted model, not a curated record